Molecule: messenger RNA, 846 nt
Organism: Aspergillus heteromorphus CBS 117.55
Lineage: Eukaryota; Fungi; Ascomycota; Eurotiomycetes; Eurotiales; Aspergillaceae
Product: NAD(P)-binding protein
Exons: 1
Coding region: 58-846 (262 amino acids)
Molecular function (GO): oxidoreductase activity
Source: RefSeq, a predicted model, not a curated record
GUUUCCCAGGAGAGUAAAUCCUACCCCCCAACAAUUCAUCCAUCCAAAACCACCACCAUGUCCACCUCGCCUCCAUACAACUACAACCGCCUCGUCGGCAAACACAUCCUCAUCCUGGGCGGCACCUCAGGCAUCGGCCUGGCCGUGGCAAAACUCUCCCUCGCCGCCUCUGCCAGAGUAACCAUCUCCUCGUCCUCGCCUUCCCGGAUCGAAUCCACCAUCCAAUCCCUAACCACCGAAUUCCCCAACGCCCAAAUCACCGGUCACGCCUGCGACCUCUCCACCCCCACCGUGGAAGCCGACCUCGAGACCCUCUUCCAAAAAGCAACCACCACGUCCCAAAUCGACCACAUCAUCUUCACAGCUGCGGACCCACUCACCAUCCUCCCCAUCCAAGAAAUCACACGAGACAAGAUCCUCAUGGCAGGUCAGAUACGGUUCAUCGCAGCCAUGCUGAGCGCGACGGUCGGAUCGCGGUAUCUCUCCCCGGGGCCAGAGUCCUCGAUUAUCCUGACGACGGGGACGGUGUGGGAGAAGCCGUCGCUCGGGUGGACGAUCAUGGCGGGGUACAUGGGCGGGGUGUGCAGCAUAGCGAGGAACCUGGCGCUGGAUUUGAAGCCGAUAAGGGUGAAUGCGGUGAGUCCGGGGUUGGUGGACACGGGGUUGUGGGAUGCGUUGAUGGGGGCGGAGGAGAAGGAGGGGAUGUAUAGCUUUUAUGCGGAGAAGCAGCCUACGGGUAGAGUGGCGAGGGCGGAGGAGGUCGCGGAGGCGUAUCUGUAUUUGAUGAGGGAUGGGAAUGUUACUGGGAGGAUUGUGGCGUCGGAUUCGGGGGCUUUGUUGGUUUAG